CAAGGAUACAACAACGUCACUUUCAAGCAAAUUACGUGAGCUGAACUUUGCUUCCUGAUUGAGUCUUGUUUCUUUCUUCACCAUCAUCUUACUUCUCCUCCCUUUGCUCGUUCAUUGGGUGAAACGAUCUCAAAUCGUUGCUCAUUGUCGUAUCGCGCGGUUCGGAUCCGAUCAAAAAGCCUGCGGCCAAUCCCACGUCUUUUAAUAAAGCGGAGGCCGACAGAAUCUCAUUUCGAGUUCCUUUAAUCGGAAUAUUCUGAAUCUAAGCACAGCCUUAACCUUAUCAUCUCUUAUCACCAUCCAUCGCAAUGGCCGUCAAGAUGUCAAACAAGGCCUUCCUUGCUUCGGCAAUGGUGGCAUUCACAAUGGUCAACCAAGCAAAAGCACAAAGUAGCAGUACAAACAGUUCAACUUCCACAGUUAUCUCUUCUUUGGUUUUGAACUUGGUCAUCUUCACAGUUGAAAUGACUGCUUUCUUCAUCUUGCGUCCCAAAUUCCCAAAAAUUUACCGACCAAAAUCAUACCUUGGAUUGGAAAGCGAACGAGUUGCACCUACUUCUGAUUCCUUGUUUGGUUGGAUCCCAGAAUUCUUGCGUACACCAACUUCAGUCAUCCUUUACAAGAACGGUUUGGAUGCCUAUCAAUUUGUUGCUUUCUGUGAAAUGAUGAUCUGGUUCUUCGUUCCAGUUUGGCUUUUCACUUGGAUUUUCCUCAUGCCUCUUUACGCAGCUAAUUCUAGCAUCGGAGCACAAGGUUUCAACAUGUUCACAUAUGGUAACGUUGGUAAGUCACGCAGUCAACAAUUACGUUUGAUCGGUGUCUUGUUCGCCAAUUGGAUCAUUAUCUUGUACUGGAUCUGGGUUAUGCGAAGAUUUAUUGCCUCUUUCAUCAAGAAUCGUCAAGAAUUCCUGUUGUCUCCUGAACACAGAGCUUCAGCACAAGCACGUACAAUCUUGAUCACUGGUAUUCCCAACGAUUUCCUCUCCGAACGUAAAUUGUCAAACAUGUACUCUCACUUCCCUGGAGGUGUUGCCAAAGUUUGGCUCAACAGAGAUUUGCAAGAUAUGCCUGAUUUGUUCGAUCAACGUAUGAAGGCUUGCAACAAAUUGGAAGGUGCCAUCGCAAGUGUUCAAAAGAUUGCAUUCAAGAAGAUCAAAAAGGGCAAAGUUACCGCUUCAACUGAAAAUAAAGAUGCUGAACUUGAUCUAGGUGUUAUCGAAAAGUAUUUGACAAAGAAAGAACGUCCAACACACAAAUUGGGCGCUAUGGGAUGCUAUGGUGAAAAGGUUGACACUUUGGAUUGGUGCCGUGAAGAGAUUCCAAGAUUGACAAAAGAAUUGGACGAACGUCGUCGUGCUGCUGAAACUGAUUACGAAACCUACCGUCCCGCUUCUGCUGCUUUCAUCAUGUUCAACACUCAAAUUGCCGCUCAUAUGGCCGUAAAGACACACGCACAUCAUCAACCAUACCGUAUGGCCAACCAUUAUCUAGAAGCUCAUCCAUUGGAUGUAAUUUGGGAAAACUUGGGCAUGAACCCUUACGCUGUCAAGAUUCGUACUGCUAUCGGUUGGGCAAUCACCAUUGGUUUGGUUCUCUUCUGGACUUUGGUCACUCUCGUCGUUGGUUUCAUUUCAAACGUUACCGGUACAGCUGAGAAAAUCAGCUGGUUACAUUGGUUGCUCACUAUCCCAAGUGUUGUCAGAGGUAUUAUUCAAGGUAUCUUGCCUGUUGUCUUGCUCGCAGUUGCCAACAUCCUUUUGGUAAUGUUCUUGCGUUUCUUGGGUCGCUUCAGUGGUAUCCCAACAAGAUCUGGUGUGGAAUUGUCGCUAUUUGACCGUAUGGCAAUCUUUAACAUUAUUCAAAACUUCUUAAUCUUGACAAUCAUUUCUGGUGUUUCAAAUGGUAUCAACCAAAUCGUUGGUGUACUCUCUAAGCCAGCCGGUUUGCCUGGUCUUUUGGCACAAAAGGUUCCAAAUGCAUCAACAUUCUUCUUGUCUUUCGUCCUUCUUCAAGGUUUGACCGGAUGUGCUUCUGGCUUCUUGCAAAUUGCACCUUUGAUCAUCUACUAUAUCAAGAAAUUCUUGUUGGCCUCAACACCACGUAAAUUGUGGCACAUCGAAAACGAUAUGCCUUCAGUCGCUUGGGGUACUUUGUUCGCUAGUACUACCUUGUUGAGUGUGAUCGGUAUCGGUUACACAAUCAUGGCACCAAUCAUGAACGGCUUCGCAAUGGCUGCCUUUAUGUUGUUGUUCGUUAUGUACAAGUACAACUUUACCUACGUUUACAACAUGUCAGGUGCAACUGAAACUGCAGGUUUAUUCUUCCCAAAAGCAAUCAACUUCUGCUUUGCAGCAAUGUACUUGCAAAUGCUCAUUCAAGCCGUUCUUUUCUUCAUCUCUCAAUACGCUUACGGUGGUCAAUCUGCUAUUCCUGAAGGUGUCUUUAUGGUGAUUUUGAUUGUGAUCACGAUUGGAUUCCAUUACUUCUUCAUUGAUUCUUAUGGAUCUUUGUACACCGCUUUGCCACUUUCUCUCGUUCAACCUGAAGAAGGAAAUGUUACAGGCGCAACAUCUUCCAACACACCAAAUGAAAAGAAAGGAUUAUUGUCCGACACACAAAAAGGCAAUGCUGGUAUCGUUGACGCAAACAGCAACAGAGCCGCUUCUGGUACUGCUGCUGAACAUGAAAACGGUCACGAAGAUCCCGAAGAUGCAUUCACACCAAUCCCACUCAAGGAAAACCAACGCGCUAUUUGGAUUGCCGAUGAUGUUUUGGGCUUGGGUCGUGCAGAAAAUGAACGUAACCGUUCUGCAGGUAUCUCAACAACCAUGCGUGGUGCUACCCGUGAUGAUAAAGGCAAGAUUGAAACUGAUCUUCACUGCCCACCAGGAGAGAUUUUGCUUUAAUCUUGAUCUCUCUUUCAGUUUGCUUCACUUUUUAAUUCUUCUUUCUUCCGUCUUGCAUUAGUACAUAUAAUGACGUUAAACUUUCUUUUCUACUAUUUAUAAAAAUCGCUUUUCCUUUCUUUUACCUCGCUUUGUUUAUUACCUUUAUAUCCGCUCUGCAAUUCUUGCAAACAACUUACAAUCUUUUCUAUCAAAUUCCCUUGAAUCUUAUUUCUGACUUUUUCGAAUGCAAUGAAAUUUCAGAUCA
This is a messenger RNA of Meira miltonrushii, 3153 nucleotides long. RefSeq names its product DUF221-domain-containing protein. The record is from RefSeq and is a predicted model, not a curated record. Gene Ontology annotation, cellular component: plasma membrane. Bases 309 to 2906 code for a protein of 865 amino acids. Gene Ontology annotation, molecular function: calcium-activated cation channel activity. The transcript has a single exon. NCBI's taxonomy places the organism in Eukaryota, Fungi, Basidiomycota, Exobasidiomycetes, Exobasidiales, Brachybasidiaceae.